Rangifer tarandus platyrhynchus (Svalbard reindeer) is the source of this 351-nucleotide messenger RNA. The record is from the annotation of a GenBank genome assembly. Lineage: Eukaryota; Metazoa; Chordata; Mammalia; Artiodactyla; Cervidae.
AUGGGCCACUCCGCCCCAACCCGAGUCUCGCGGGGCCGCGCGCCCUCUCGGAGCCCGGGCGUGAACCUCGUCUCCGUCCCCCUGCCCCGAGCCAACCAGCAGCUCACGGGAGCAGUGCCUGCCGGGCUCCAGGGGCGGCGGCCAUGUUUCCCGGGUCAGGUGACCUCAGGCAGCUUCCGCCUUCCGCCGCUGGGCCCGCCCCUCACCGGCCACACCCACGGUGGGCCGGCCACGCCCCCGCAAGGCAGCACUCCCCGCCCCCACUCUGGCCUGCAGGCCCCGACAGUGUGGGUCGUGUUUGAGGCCUGCUUAAGCGGCACGUGUACCAUGUACUCCACGGCCUGCACAUAA